Molecule: messenger RNA, 1762 nt
Organism: Williopsis jadinii
Lineage: Eukaryota; Fungi; Ascomycota; Saccharomycetes; Phaffomycetales; Wickerhamomycetaceae
Product: Hsp60 family chaperonin
Exons: 1
Coding region: 52-1704 (550 amino acids)
Biological process (GO): protein import into mitochondrial intermembrane space; mitochondrial unfolded protein response; apoptotic mitochondrial changes
Cellular component (GO): mitochondrial matrix; mitochondrial inner membrane
Molecular function (GO): ATP binding; ATP-dependent protein folding chaperone; protein-folding chaperone binding
Source: RefSeq, a predicted model, not a curated record
ACGCUUCUGCCCAUAUUCUGGGUGUAAGUCUGCGGUGAGGAACACUGGCCGAUGCUGAAAUACAGAACUCUGACGAGAGGGAUCAAGACUGUCCAUAACGAGCUCAAGUUCGGUAACGAUGCCCGUCUGUCUAUCUUGAGAGGUGCGUCCAAGCUCCACGACGCCGUCGCCAUUUCAUUGGGACCAAGUGGGCGUAAUGCGCUCAUAGAGCAGGUGUACAACAUGCCCAAGAUCACCAAGGAUGGUGUGUCGAUUGCGGAGGAUGUCGGGCUGUCCGACAAGUUUGAGAGCCUCGGUGCUGAGCUGCUGAAGGAUAUCACUCAAAAGGCCAACUCAGAAUCCGGGGACGGUACCACCAGUAGUACGGUGCUUGCGUACGUAAUUCUGAAUGAAUCCAUCAAGAAGGUGAGUUCCGGCUGUGAUGCGAACGCCAUUAGACGAGGUGUCAUGCUAGCCACUACAGCUGUUGUGGAGCAUCUGGAGUCGCUGAAGAGACCUGUCACUGAAGGUGAUGAGCUGAAACAAGUUGCCGUGAUCAGUUGUAAUGGUGAUGAGAAACUGGGUUCCCUGAUCUCUGAUGCGAUCCAGGAGGUUGGUAAAGAUGGUAUAAUCACUGUUGAAAGUGGCAGUAAGCUUGUAGAUGAGCUGGAGGUGAAAAGGGGUCUUCGCUUCAACGAAGGGUUCAUCAACGCAAAUUUUGGUGAUGUGAAGAAUCCAAGUGCCAAAGUUGAGCUUGUGAAUCCGUUGAUCUUGCUGCAAAAGGGUGAAUUGAGAAACUCACAACACAUACUUCCUGCACUGUCUCACGCUCAGCGUGAGGGAAGACCACUGCUGGUCAUUGCAGAUGACUUUGGUGGAGAUGCCAUGGCUAUUGCAUUGCUGAAUAAGCUUAGAGGCCAGGUGAACGUUGUUGGUGUUCGUCCUCCUGGCUUUGGUGAUGCCAGGGCAGACUAUUUCGGGGAUUUGGAAGCUGCUACUGGUGCAACGCUGGUAGAUAGGGACCAAGGUCUGGUGGCCAGUACUGCCUCUAAAGAAGUCUUUGGAAGUGCAUCAUCAGUGACUAUUUCUCCAACAGAAACUGUGAUUGUUGAUGGUAAGGGCGAUCCUUCCAGAAUUGCUGAGCGUGUUGAAAUCAUCAGAGCCAGAUUAGAAGAUCAAUCAUUAGCUGUUGGCGACAGACAACAGCUGAACGAGCGUCUUGCCAAGUUGACCUCAGGUGCUGCUGUUGUUCGUGUUGGAGGUGGAUCUCAAUUGGAGGUUAAGGAGAAGAAGGACAGGCUGGACGAUGCUCUGGGAUCAACAUAUUCCGCAUUGAAAGGUGGUAUUGUCCCUGGAGGUGGCAUUGCUCUCUAUAAAGCCUCUAAGGUGCUCGAUCAUCUCAAAGCUGAUGACAUCUCAUUCGAUACCAAAGUUGGCAUUGAGAUCGUCCAGAAGGCCCUGAGUGCACCAUUUGAGAGGAUCUUGAGCAAUGGAGGUCUCGACCUCUCAUCUCUCAAAUCGAAGAUUGCUGACGGGGAUUUCAGCUUUGGUGUCAAUGCCCGCACCGGUGAAGUCGUCGACAUGUACGAAGCUGGAAUUGUUGAUCCAUUCAACACCGUUAAGAGCUCAUUGGUGAACGCUGCUGGUGUCACCUCUCUUCUCGCCACUACGGAGGUGGCAAUUGUAAGAGUUCUCGGUAAUAUUGAGGGCUUUGAUGGCCGUUAGAUUCCUUUUAAAUAGUCUAUGCGAUAACUGUAUAUAUACAUCAGCAAAAAAAAAAAAA